Ochotona princeps (American pika) is the source of this 4190-nucleotide messenger RNA. RefSeq names its product leucine rich repeat containing G protein-coupled receptor 6 (gene LGR6). Gene Ontology annotation, cellular component: membrane. The record is from RefSeq and is a predicted model, not a curated record. Gene Ontology annotation, molecular function: protein-hormone receptor activity; protein binding. Gene Ontology annotation, biological process: G protein-coupled receptor signaling pathway. The transcript has 18 exons. The coding region runs from base 1 to 2898 and encodes 965 amino acids. NCBI's taxonomy places the organism in Eukaryota, Metazoa, Chordata, Mammalia, Lagomorpha, Ochotonidae.
AUGCCCAGCCCCGCCGAGCUCCGUGCGCUCUGGCUGUGCACCGCGCUGUGCGCCACGCUGUGCGCCUCGCAGUGCGCCGCCGGCACCCCUCAGCCCGGCCCGGGGUCCGCCGUCUGCCCGGCCCCCUGCCACUGUCAGGAGGACGGCAUUAUGCUGUCGGCCGACUGCUCCGAGCUCGGGUUGUGCGCUGUGCCGGUUGACCUCGACCCACUGACUGCUUAUCUAGACCUCAGCAUGAACAACCUCACAGAACUUCAGCCCGGCCUCUUCCGCCACCUGCGCUUCCUGGAAGAACUGCGCCUCUCUGGGAACCACCUCUCCCACAUCCCAGGACAAGCCUUCUCAGGGCUCUACAGCCUGAAGAUCCUGAUGCUACAGAACAACCAGCUGCAAGGAGUCCCUGCAGAGGCGCUGAGGGAGCUGCCGAGCCUGCAGUCCUUGCGCCUAGAUGCCAACCUCAUCUCCCUGGUCCCGGAGAAGAGCUUUGAAGGGCUGUCCUCCCUCCGCCACCUUUGGCUGGAUGACAACGCACUCACCGACAUCCCUGUCAAGGCCCUCAACAGCCUUCCCGCCCUGCAGGCCAUGACCCUGGCCCUUAACCGCAUCCGCCACGUGCCGGACUACGCCUUCCAGAACCUCACCAGCCUCGUAGUGCUACACCUGCACAACAACCGCAUCCAGCGCCUGGGGCCUCACAGCUUCGCAGGGCUGCACAACCUGGAGACACUGGACCUGAAUUACAACGAGCUGCAUGAGUUCCCCGUGGCCAUCCGGACCCUGGGCAGGCUGCAGGAACUAGGAUUCCACAAUAACAACAUCAAGGCUAUUCCAGAAAAGGCCUUCAUGGGCAACCCUCUGCUACAGACCAUACACUUUUACGAUAACCCGAUCCAGUCCGUAGGGAGGUCGGCGUUCCAAGACUUACCGAAGCUGCACACCCUGUCCCUGAAUGGUGCCAUGGACAUCCAACAGUUCCCUGACCUCAAAGGCACCACCAGCCUGGAGACCCUGACCCUGACCCGCGCAGGCAUUCGGCUGCUCCCACCAGGGAUGUGCCAGCAGCUGCCCAGUCUCCGGGUCCUAGAGCUGUCUUAUAACCAGAUCGAGGAGCUGCCCAGCCUGCACAGGUGUCAGAAGCUGGAGGAAAUUGGCCUCCGGCACAACCGCAUCUGGGAAAUUGGAGCUGACACCUUCAGCCAGCUGAGUGUCCUGCAAACCCUGGACCUGAGCUGUAAUGCCAUCCGCUCCAUCCAUCCUGAGGCCUUCUCGACCCUGCGGUCCCUGAUCAAGCUGGACCUGACGGACAACCAGCUAACCACAUUGCCGCUGGCUGGCCUCGGGGGCUUGAUGCACCUGAAGCUCAAAGGGAAUCCGGCCCUAUUCCAGGCCUUCUCCAAGGACAGUUUCCCAACACUGAGGAUCCUGGAGGUACCCUAUGCCUACCAGUGCUGCGCCUACGGUGUCUGUGCCAGCUUCUUCAAGGCCUCUGGGCAGUGGGAGGUCCAGGACUUGCACCUUGAGGAGGAGGCUCCCAAGAGGCCCCUGGGCCUGCUUGCUGGACCAGCAGAGAACCACUAUGACCUGGACCUGGAAGAGCUGCAGCUGGACAUGGAGAACUCCAAGCCCCAGCCCAGUGUCCAGUGCAGCCCCGCUCCAGGCCCCUUCAAGCCCUGUGAGCACCUCUUUGAGAGCUGGGGCAUCCGCCUGGCCGUGUGGGCCAUCGUCUUCCUCUCAGUGCUCUGUAAUGGACUGGUGCUGCUCACUGUGUUUGCCAGAAGGCCUUCGCCUCUGCCUCCAGUGAAGUUUGUGGUGGGUGCCAUUGCAGGCGCAAACACCUUAACGGGAAUUUCCUGUGGCCUUCUAGCCUCAGUUGAUGCCUUGACCUUUGGCCAGUUUGCCGAGUAUGGUGCCCACUGGGAGAUGGGACCCGGCUGCCGAGCCACAGGCUUCCUGGCAGUGCUUGGCUCAGAGGCCUCUGUGUUGCUACUCACUCUGGCCGCCGUGCAGUGCAGUAUCUCAGUCUCAUGCGUCCGGGCCUACGGGAAAGUUCCGUCCCUAGGCAAUGUUCAAGCUGGAGCCCUGGGCUGCCUGAUGCUGGCAGGGCUGACAGCAGCCCUACCCCUCGCCUCGGUGGGAGAUUAUGGGUCCUCCCCGCUUUGCCUGCCUUAUGCCCCGCCUGAGGGCCAGCCAGCGGCCCUGGGCUUCGCUGUGGCCCUGGUCAUGAUGAACUCCUUCUGUUUCCUGGUUGUGGUUGGUGCCUACAUCAAGCUCUAUUGUGACCUACCACGGGGUGACUUUGAGGCCGUGUGGGACUGCGCUAUGGUGAGGCACGUGGCCUGGCUCAUCUUCGCAGACGGGCUCCUCUACCUUCCUGUGGCCUUCCUCAGCUUUGCCUCCAUGCUGGGUCUCUUCCCUGUCACCCCAGAGGCUGUCAAGUCUGUCCUGCUCGUAGUGCUGCCCCUACCUGCCUGCCUCAACCCACUGCUCUACCUACUCUUCAAUCCCCACUUCCGGGAUGACCUUCGACGGCUCUGGCCCUGCCCAGGAAACUCAGGGCCCCUGGCCUACACCGUGACCCAUGAGCUGGAGAAGAGCUCCUGCGAUUCCACCCAGGCCCUCGUGGCCUUCUCCGAUGUGGAUCUCAUUCUGGAAGCUUCAGAGGCUGGGCAGCCUCCUGGACUGGAGACCUAUGGCUUCUCUUCAGUGACCCUCAUCUCCUGUCAGCAGCCCGGAGCCCCAGGCCUGGAGGGUAGCCAUUUUGUGGAGCCAGAGGGGACUCAUUUUGGGACUCCACAACCGUCUGUGGAUGGAGAACUACUGCUGAGGGCGGAGGGAGCCCCGUCUUCUGUGAAUGAUGCCUUCUGGUGCUCCAGCUCAGCCUUUGGCUCACACGUGUAACUGUCCCUCCUUACCCCUUCUCUUCUCAUCUCCUCCUUCUCUCCCUCUCUCCUCCAUGAUGAUGGCUGCUUGUACAAUGAAUACAACCAAAACUCAAUAGUGGGCUGCAAGGCAGGAUGGACAUUCCUGACUCCAAUGGUCUCUCUCACACACCCAUAACCAGCCAUGGCCUCCCAGUCUAGUUUCCCUUUGGCCUUCCUCAGCCUCACUGUCACUCUAGGCUUUUUCCUGCCAUGUCUGAGGCUGUGCACAAGAGACCUGGAUGUUGGCCUGCUUAAGUUAGACGAUACGACUGCAAGCCCAGGCUCAGAGCUCAGUAAGUGGGAAGACCACCCGGAGAAAGGUCUGGAAGGGGACCACAAAGGCACCUGGGCAUCUCCCCAAGACUCAUGAAUUAGAAAGUAUGUCCCAUGUCCCAUUAAUCAUGACAAACACCACACCAAAGGGGCUUUCUAUUAAAGCAAGCUUUGGGAGCAAUCACACAUUAUGUCUCUUUUAUAGUGAUUCUUGGGGCUUGUCCAUAUGGGUAAAGGCCCUGAGAAGUUCUGCAGCAGUGACGUCUAUUGAACUCCAUUUAACCAAGUUCCUGCAGGCUAUUGGACAGCCAUUUUUUUCAUUUGCUUGUUUCUUUUUCAUGGGAUACUGGAUAAUGAUUCACAGCAUUUAGCAUCACUCUCUCCGGGACUCAGCUCUGAUCCUGGGAAUUCCACCCCAGAAUUAGGUGCGAGAGGCAAACGAUGAGCCCAUCAGCCCGGAAGGACCCCCACUCCUUACUUCCCACUCCUCCUCCUUACCCAGGGAGCAACAGGGAGGCCUGCCAUGAUGACUCCAGCGUUUGCCCUCUGAGUUGGCGCAAGAAGAAAGGGCUCCUGGAGUGCUUCCAGCCCCUUUAGUACCUUAAAGCAUCAAGGAAGCCUCUGGCCCCACGGGAGAAGCAGGGGAGCCUCUAGCCAUCUCAGCUCCCUCUCGCUGAGUUGCCCUCCUGUGGUUCUCCACCAGAUGUCUCCUGCACCUGUGUGACUAGCCUGUGGUCCUGCCUUCUCCAUGGGAUAAUGAGUCCUUAGCCAGUGAAGAGGAGGAAUGUUUGUCUUGUAGGUAUUGCAUGGGAUGUGCCAUUGUGGGUGUCUGGGACCCCUGAGUGCCCCAAACAGGCCCUUGAUUGACCUCUCUGUCUCACUCCUCCUGACUUCAUGGUUUACCAAGUGCCGCUGAGUAUUUCUAGAAUAGUCCUUUUCCCCGGACACACAUACACGUUCAAUCUCAGCGUGAGGAGUUGGGAGAGCUGAGGUGUU